CGUAGUUGAAGAGCCCAAUACGUUAAUACUAUUUCCGAAUAUGGUGACACGCGUUUUACUUUUGGUUCUAGUAGUUGGUCUGUUCAGAAAUGUACGUGGAGAAUGCUCACCAAGAGAUUAUACAUGCGACGAUGGUGGCUGUGUAAGAGGCUACUUCAGAUGUGAUGGUAUUCAAAAUUGUAACGACAAUUCGGAUGAAACUGACUGCGGACAGAAAUGUUAUGAAUGCACCUACCAAUACGACGAAGAUUACCCCGAUUACUUUGGUUGCCCCAGUUACUCCCGUCCUAAUUAUUGCUACAGAGAUGAAAUCUGCUCCACUGUAUACACCAAGACAGCAAGUGGUACAACUAUCGAACAAGGUUGCAUGAUAAGCACGGUCUGCAACACGGCAACUGGAAAUAACGACGCCAGCUGUGCCGAAGGUAAUCCCAUUGCUGGUGAUGAUGGGACAACUUGUACAUUCUGUUGUGAUGAUGAGUACUGCAAUAAUGAAUAAGUUCUGUGCAAUCGUUGUAUUUCACAUCUUGAGUUAUGUAUUUUUUGUUGGCGACAGUUAAAUAAACCUAUAUGCCAUACA
This is a messenger RNA of Saccoglossus kowalevskii, 580 nucleotides long. RefSeq lists its product as uncharacterized. The record is from RefSeq and is a predicted model, not a curated record. Gene Ontology annotation, molecular function: protein binding. NCBI's taxonomy places the organism in Eukaryota, Metazoa, Hemichordata, Enteropneusta, Harrimaniidae.